AUGCCGACGUUGGGAGCAGCUCAGAAGGGCCUCGUGCUCACAGCCUGUCUAACAGCCUGUCUGCUCUUCGUAUUGAUAUCCGUUGCUCGCCAGCCUUCUUCGCUGCUGCAGACUGACCAUGGGCUCUUGGACUACCAAGACGGCAAGACCAGCUUGAGUGACAUCGCUGAGUACGUGCCGACGCCUCCCCGAGGCUCUUCGUCGUAUGUGCAAGCGAUUGCUACGGGAGCCCUUCCUCCCAACGCAGGGAAGGAGGCGGUGACUGCGGCAGAUAUAUCUUGCUUCUUCCAGGGCAAGAUCUUCUUGGACUUCAUGAACAUGUGCUGCAAUACUCUCUACGUGUCUCCCUUCGACCAAGAGCUGCUGCCGAUGGACUUCGCUCUCAGCCCGGUAGAGAAGCCCUACCAGCAAGGCCUUCCUUUCGGCGUUCGGUUCCGAUACUGGGUGGGAAACUCCAACGACAUCGUCUUCAAUGGAGGGACCCAGAGGACGAUAGAGUUCAUCAACAAGUACUUCGGCUAUGAGCUCAAGACUGUCGCUGCAUCCUCCAAGUUUGUCCGCAAGUUUCAUGCCGAUGACAACGGAGAGCCGGACGAGGGCGUGCUGGACAGCAUGGUCCAUGCGCUUGCUCGCCUGCCGGAGGAGCUGCCAUUGUACGAGGGCAUGACGGUGGUCGACGUCGCUUCCCUUCCUCCUGCCUCGGCCGUAAUCUUCGACAACGUGCCCAAGGGGACGCACAAGUACAAGUCACAAUGCUCGAGCAAUGGCUGCUUCCUCGACGCUUCGGGGGUGGAGGGAGUAGCGAGCCCGAUGUUCAAGAUCAAGUACUGCGAGGCGAGGGAUCCUGAAGCUCGCAUCAACGCUGGUCUCCCUGUCAAGGUGGAGCCGCAGGACUGCGGGAAGCUCUUGGACGAGUACAAUUUGAGCUGCAAGUGUGGGCACAUCAUCUUCCUGGGAUGGACGUGGCCGGAAGCUGAGCUCAACAUUUGGGACAAGCCUCUGCUCUUCAUCGACGACAGAGCGCCAGGAGCUUGUGACGUGGCUGAUGCUCCGGCUCAGCCCAUGCCGGCCGUGCAGCCUCGUGCCACGGCAGCUCCAGCUGAGCUGGACCCGGAGGCCGCCUGCCGCGACUCGCCCUCGUACGAUGCGGCGGCUCAGCACUGGUACUACUGGCAGGAGGCAUCGGAGGGCGGAAAAGUCAAGAUGGUGCGACACUGGUGCCCUUCUGCAUGGGUCCCCCAGGAGAUGUGGUACAAGUACCAGCGGUAUCUCCCGCGGACGUCCAACAACCUUCCUCCUCCUCCCAUCAACGACUUCGACUUUCUCAACUCCUUCGCGCGCGACUACUACUCGAGGAGCAGAGCCAAGUCGAGGAGAGACGCCAACGUCAAGACCUUCGACGACUGGAGGAUGGGGAACCAUGUAGCUCGCCUCAAGUACCCGACGAGCAGGAGGGAGGAAGGAAACGAGCAGCAGGCUCCUCUUGACGCCUGGAACAUGGGGAAGAUGCGCUGCUCGGGCUCCGACUGCUUCGACGUGUCGCAUCAUAGCGGACAGCACGCCAACGGCGUCCAGCCCUACGAUGACUACGCAAUGAUGGGAGGAGGGCGAUGA
This is a messenger RNA of Guillardia theta CCMP2712, 1614 nucleotides long. RefSeq lists its product as hypothetical. NCBI's taxonomy places the organism in Eukaryota, Cryptophyceae, Pyrenomonadales, Geminigeraceae. The transcript is spliced from 2 exons. The record is from RefSeq and is a predicted model, not a curated record. Bases 1 to 1614 code for a protein of 537 amino acids.